AUGCCCCCACUCUCUCUCUCUCUUACUGUUUUACUCUCUACAUCCCUCUCUCUUUCUGUUUUAAUACCUAUGCCCCCCACUCACUCUCUCUCUCUCUUACUGUUUUACUCUCUACAUUCCUCUCUCUUUCUGUUUUACUACCUAUGCCCCCAUUCUCUCUCUGUCUUACUGUUUUACUCUCUCCGUCCCUCUCUCUUUUAUUACCUAUACCCCCACUCUCUCUCUCUCUCUCUCUCUCUUACUGUUUUACUCUCUACGUUCCUCUCUCUCUCUCUCUGUUUUACUAUCUAUGCCCCCAUUCUCUCUCUCUCUCUCUCUCUGCUUUUCUGUCGUGGCUAUUCUCCUUUCUUUCUUUCUUUCUUUUUUUCUUCAGCUGGCCAUUAUCCUUCUCUUUCAUUCUUUCUAUCUUUCUUUCUUUUUUCUUUCGUCCUUCGGAUGGCCAUUAUCCUUUCUUUCUUUCUUUCUUUCUUUCUUUCUUCCUUCCUUCAGCUGGCCAUUAUCCUUUCUAUCUUUCUUUCUUUCUUCCUUCAGCUGGCCAUUAUCCUUUCUUUCUUUCUUUCUUUCUUUCGUCCUUCAGCUGGCCAUUAUCCUUUCUUUCGUUCUUUAACUGGCAAUUGUCCUUUCUUUUUCUCUGCCUUUCUUUCUUUCGUCAUCAGCUGGCUAUUGUCCUUUUUUUCUUUCUCUCUUCAAUUGUUCAUUAUUCUUUCUUUUUCUUUCAUCUCUUUCUUUCUUUAUUUAGUCCCUCAGCUGGCUAUUAUCUCUUCUUUCUUUUUUCUCUCUUUCUGUUUUUCUUUCUUUCGUCCAUCAACUGGCAAUUGUACUUUAUUUAUUUAUUUAUUUAUUUUCUUUCUUUCUUUAAACGCCCCUUCGUUCCUUUUGUUUCUUUCUUUCAUUCUUCCUUUCUUCUCUCUUUCUUUCUUUAUUUUCUUUCUUUAUUUAUUUAUUUCUUUCGUCUAUCAACUGGCCAUUGUACUUUAUUUUCUUUCUUUCUUUCUUUCUUUAAACACCCUUCUUUCCUUUUGUUUCUUUCUUUCUUCCCUCUCUCUUUCUUUCUUUCUUUCUUUAUUUUCUUUCUUUCGUCCAUCAACUGGCCACUGUACUUUAUUUAUUUAUUUAUUUAUUUAUUUAUUUUAUUUAUUUAUUUAUUUAUUUCGUCCAUCAACUGGCAAUUGCACUUCCUUUAUUUAUUUAUUUUCUUUCUUUAAACGCCCCUUCGUUCCUUUUGUUUGUUUGUUUGUUUCUUUCUUUCUUUCUUCUCUCUUUCUUUAUUUUCUUUCUUUAUUUCUUUCUUUCGUCCAUCAACUGGCCAUUGUACUUUAUUUUUUCUUUCUCUCUUUCUUUCUUUCUUUAUUUAUUUAUUUAUUUUCUUUCUUUCUUUCUUUAAACACCCUUCUUUCCUUUUGUUUGUUUCUUUCUUUCUUUCGUCCAUCAACUGGUCACUGUACUUUCUUUCUUUAUUUAUUUAUUUUCUUUCUUUUGUUCUUUCUUUCACCUCCUCUCAUCAUUUCUUCUUAA
Messenger RNA from Acanthosepion pharaonis, 1515 nucleotides. Lineage: Eukaryota; Metazoa; Mollusca; Cephalopoda; Sepiida; Sepiidae. The record is from the annotation of a GenBank genome assembly.